Fraxinus pennsylvanica is the source of this 924-nucleotide messenger RNA. The record is from the annotation of a GenBank genome assembly. Lineage: Eukaryota; Viridiplantae; Streptophyta; Magnoliopsida; Lamiales; Oleaceae.
AUGACAGGAGGUAGUUUUGGGGCUACAUUUACCAUGAUAAAUCGGUGUGAUUACGUAGUAUGGCCUGGAAUACUAGCCAAUGCGGGCAGUUCCAGGUUGGAUAGCACGGGAUUUGAACUUCCGCCUGGCGGCACGCGGUCAUUUCAAGCUCCGCCGGGCUGGUCGGGGAGGUUUUGGGGCAGAACCGGCUGUUUUUUCGACGGAAUAACCGGGCAAGGAAGUUGCGCCACCGGUGAUUGUGGGUCCAACCAGGUGGAGUGCAAUGGAGCUGGAGCAAACCCACCAGCAACCCUAGCGGAAUUCACAGUCGGGUCGGGUUCCAAUUCUGGUCUUCAGGACUUCUACGAUGUUAGCCUUGUGGAUGGCUACAAUUUGCCAAUGAUUGUCGAGGCCAGUGGCGGGUCAGGUUCCUGUUCUUCCACGGGUUGCGUGACCGACUUGAAUCGCAUGUGUCCGAAUGAGCUGCGGACAGGAGAUGGAAAAGCAUGCAAGAGUGCGUGUGAAGCGUUUGGGAAUCCUGAAUAUUGUUGCAGCGGCGCGUAUGGUACUCCUGCAGCCUGUAGGCCGUCCGUUUAUUCCGAGAUUUUUAAAACUGCGUGCCCAAAAUCGUAUAGCUAUGCAUACGAUGAUGCUACAAGUACAUUUACAUGUAGCGGAGCAGAUUACACGAUUACAUUCUGCCCUUCAACCACAAGUCAGAAAUCUUCCAGGGAUUCUUCAUCACCAGCCACCCCAGGGACAACAGACGAGCCACCAUUGGCUACAGGAACAGUAGAUGGUUCGGGUUCACAAGAUAACCUGCCCGCGUGGCUACCAAAUUUUGUCAUAGGUGGUUCAUCGAACACCAUUUCGAAUUCUGGCUUGCACUUCACUCCAGUUGCUUCUGCAGCAACCUUCUUGAUGCUCUAUAUUCUUCAACUAUAG